This is a messenger RNA of Cetraspora pellucida, 1374 nucleotides long. The record is from the annotation of a GenBank genome assembly. NCBI's taxonomy places the organism in Eukaryota, Fungi, Glomeromycota, Glomeromycetes, Diversisporales, Gigasporaceae.
AUGAGCUAUGUAGGAGAAGAAUCCCUUCAAGAAUGUCUAGAUCCUCGCAUUAAGGGUACUAUUUCUUAUCGUAAAGAUUUUGCCUAUAAAAAUGAUCUUUUAUUACAAUACAAUGCUCGAGUAAUUCAUUAUCCGGUGGCGUUUGUCCAUCCGAUAGAUGUAUUUGAUGUUCAAAGUGCUAUUAAAUGUGGUGCAAUGUUAAAUUUUACCGUUAUACCAAGAUCAGGUGGUCAUUCUGAUGAAAGUUAUAGUAUUGGAGAUAGAGAUUGUAUUUUAAUUGUUGAUCUUAGGUACAUGAGUAAGAUUAUCAUAGAUACAACCACACAAACUGCUAAAAUCGAAACUGGAAAUACUUUAAAUACAUUAUAUUAUAGUUUGAAUGAGCAUGUAUUUGCUUUUCCGAGUGGUGAAUGUUCUACAACUGGUGUUGCUGGCAUUAUUUUAGGUGGUGGACAUGGUUAUCUUAUGCGAAAAUUUGGAAUGUCAUGUGAUAAUAUCCUUGAUGCUCAAAUUGUUUUAGCAAAUGGAACAAUAGUUAAUCAUGCAAAAGAGUAUCCUGAACUUUUUUGGGCUCUUCGAGGUGCUGGAAAUGCUGGUUAUGGUAUUGUUACUACUUUAACUCUUAAGAUCUAUCCUAUCCCUAAGAUUGUAACUAGUAUGGUUUUAACUUAUGAUUUUUAUCAGACUCAAUUAGUAUAUUCGGUGAUUAAUAAAUUGGGAAACAGUUUUCAUCAAAAUUUAACUUUAAUGUUCGAUCAUCAAAAUGAUGUUCAAUUCGAAAUUCGUGGGUAUUAUCUAGGCUCUUUAAAGGAAGCAAAACCUCAUAUACAAAAACUUAUUGAUUUGGCUAAGCCUAAAAAUGAAUUAUAUGUUGAAGGUGAUUGGUAUAAUCGACUCGUUGUAAAUACGGUUGGGAAUAGGGGUCAUUAUAAAGAUAAGUCAUUUUAUAUUGGCUCAUCAGGACUAUCUUAUGAAGGUGUUGAAUAUUUAAUGGAAUUUAUGAAAAAUUUAAAACGUAAUUUCUUGAUAAGAACAAUGUUAGCUGGUGGAAGAGUUGACGAAAUUGGACGAAAUGAAACAGCAUUUGUUCACAGAGGUCUUUUGUAUAUGUUGCUUAUUGAAGUAACCUUAGAUGAGGAUAAUUAUGAAAUCCGUUUAAAAGAUUUAGAAAUUUUUUCUCGAGUCUUUCAAAAAAAUUAUACUAGUUUUGAAAGUUAUCAAAAUCAUAUUGAUAAAGAAUUAGAUAAUUGGCAAUGUCGAUAUUAUGCCGAGAAUUUUAGAAAACUAGUAGAAAUUAAACAGAAAUAUGAUCCUAAUAAUUUAUUUAAUUGGAGUCAAAGUAUACCUACUAGUAAUGAAAUUUUAUGUUAUUAG